CCCGCCCCCUGCGCCCUGCCGAAGGCAGUGGAGAGAAGACCCGUGUCGAGCCGACCACGGGAAGCAACUCCUGAGAGGUCGGGCUGAUCCUGUACCUGCCGCCAGCCACACAGCGCGUCCAUACGGGGGAAUGAAUUAAACUGGCCAGGGAUGGGCAGGCGAUAUCCCGCAAACGCAGUUGCACAGCCCGGUGCUUCCCUCGAUUCCACAUUCGGAGCGAUGCCGGCCACGGUCGGGCAGGCCAUUGGGCCACUGGAAGCGGCGAGCGGCCAGGCCGGCCCAGCCCAGCCGCCGUCCUCCCUGCGGCUGCGCACGUCGCACAACGAGCUACUCAACGCCGACAUGCGGCGCUCCGACGGCAGCGGCACCACCCCACCCAAGAGCCGCAAGGCGUACGCCGCCACCAGCCUGCAGUCCGCCAUGGGCCUGCAGUCCGCCAUGGGCCUGCAGUCCGCCACGGGCCUCGGGGGCGGGGCGGAGGGCGACGACGCCGAGGGCCGGGGCUCCGUGCUCGCCGUGCCGGUUGGCGGCGGGCUCGCGCGCCGGCACAGCGAGAGCGCCGCCCUCGGAGCCAGCGGCGCGGACGUGCACAACGCCAACGCGAAACUGCUGAAGAACGGAGAGAACCGACUGCGCAAGGCGGCCGAGCUGGGCCAGGGCACGCAGCCGCCGGCUCACGACGCGGGCCGCGACGGCCCACCCCGCAACGCCGACGCGAAUGCCGAACUUAACCGCGGCUACGAGCAGCUUGGCGGCCAGGCUCCCGCCACACGAGACCCCAACCGCAACGACAACUGUCCGGGCAACAACAACGGUAACGUCGGGCUGGAGAAAGCGGAGGGCAAGGAGACCAGCGACGGACAGGAGGACGAGGCGCCCGCCACUGUCUCCGCAUCGCAGAUGAAAAAGAAUAAAAGCUUCCUCGGCUACUACGCAGACCUCGAGUCGGCCUUCACCGGCAAGGGAACCCUGCUGCUAAACGGAGACUUGAGCGGCAAGACCGAAGGCCCGCGCGACGGCACCACGGCCCGCGCGGACCCUUCCCCCUCGGCGUCCGAGUCGCCGAGCUCCGCGACGGAGCGGCCCAAGGCAGCGGCGGACGCGCUGUCGGAGCUGCAGGCGCCGGCGGACGAGGCGGAGCAGGGGGACGAGGACGGGGGCAGGGCAUUGCGCGGGCGCAUGUUCUUUGGGAUGAGGAACACGGCGAUGAGCGACGAGGACUCGAGCUGGACCACGCUGUCGCAGGAGAGCGCCUCGUACACCUCGCCCGAGGACUCCGAUGGGCUGUGGACGGAUCCGUCAUUCGGCUCGGACCCGGACCUCCCUCCGGGCUGGAAGAAGGUUUGCGACUCGUCGGGGACCUACUACUGGCACAUCCCGACGGGCACCACGCAGUGGGAGGCGCCGGGGGGCACGGCUCGCUCCGAGGGCGACGGCGAGAUCGCCUCGCCGGGCACUUGCACCGAGAAGGACAUCUGCUCCGUGGAGUCGUCCGCCGUCAGCACUCCGGCCGACUCGCCGGCUCAGGAGAAGGAGCCUGUGUCUGCCAUCUCUGUCUCUGGCCUUUGUAGAAAAAUAGACUUUAAUGAAUGGAAGGAGAUCCAGGCUGCUACUGUGACCCCUGACCCAAGCCUCAAAGAGUUUGAAGGAGCCACUCUGCGCUACGCUUCCCUCAAGCUUGGACACGCGAAGCAGCAGGAGCUUGAGGAUGGAAAGGAGAACAUCGUUAGUGAUCCAGAAUCGAAGUGCUUCGCGGUCCGCUCGCUGGGCUGGGUGGAGAUGUCCGAGGAGGACCUGGUGCCAGGCAAGAGCAGCGUGGCUGUCAACAACUGCAUCCGCCAGCUCUCGUAUCGCAAGAAUGACAUCCGCGACACGGCUGGCAUCUGGGGCGAGGGCAAGGACAUGUUCUUAGUGCUGGAGAACGACAUGCUCGACCUAGUGGAUCCCAUGGACCGCUCGGUGCUGCACUCUCAGCCCAUCGUCAGCAUCCGUGUAUGGGGCGUCGGGCGCGACAAUGGCCGGGACUUUGCAUAUGUGGCCCGAGACAAGCUCACGAGGGUGCUCAAGUGUCACGUGUUCCGCUGCGACACUCCCGCCAAGGCUAUCGCCACCAGCCUGCACGAGAUUUGCUCCAAGAUCAUGGCCGAGAGGAAGAACUCCAAGGCUCUGGGCAGCGUGUCCACUUCCUCCCUGGAGAAACACGACAGCACGCCCGAUGUGCCGCUUCAAGAUUUCCCAACCCCAAAGACUGACCUGGUGCAGAAGUUCCAAGUGCAAUACGUGGGCAGCCUGCCCGUGGCAAGACCGAAUGGCAUAGAUAUCCUGCAGGGUGCCAUCGAGAGCCUCAUGUCCACCACUAACAAGGAGGACUGGACGCCCGCCGUGGUGAACGUCACGUCAGCCACGCUCACUGUGUGCCGGGAGACGGCGGAAGAGGACGUGGUGAUCGAGUGCAGGAUUCGCUACCUGUCCUUCAUGGGCGUGGGCAGCAACGUGCACACCUUCGCCUUCAUCAUGGCGGCCGGGCCGCAGCGCUUCGAGUGCCACGUGUUCUGGUGUGAGGCCAACGCCGCCACCUUCUCCGAGGCCGUGCAGGCCGCGUGCAUGCUGCGUUACCAGAAGUGUCUGGACGCUCGGCCCACGGGGGCCAAGGCCCGCAUUCCACCCCCUCCUCCGUCGGAGUCGGUGGCCCGGCGUGUCGGCUGCAGUGUCAAGAGGGGGGUGCAGUCGAUCCUGGGCAGCUUCAAAUACAAGCGAGCGCCGCCACACGCGGCCCAGACACCCUGACUCUCCUGCCGCCCCCUGCCCUGCCGUGCUCGUUCCGCCCCAACAACCGCCACCCGCGUCGUUCGCUCCCUUUCCUUGAUGGCCCGUUCUCCCGAUCCCUGCCCUUUCCUGCCGCUUCCAGUCCUAUCCCAUGCACCCUAAAAAGUUUGGGCUGUCGGGCACGGCGUGACGUCGUGACGGCACCCCGUGUCGGUGAGUGACGUGUACUCCCCAUCCAAGUUGUGUCCCCGGCAAGAUGCCACUUUUGCGGACUGCGCGAUGUCAUUUCCACGAGACUGCUGCUGGGCUGGAUUUUCUGUUCAAAGAAGGUGGAUCACAGAUGGCACAGCCCUGACGAACAAACACUGACCUCAUGGACGGUACAAACUGGUUUUGAAUCGUAGCCACACUGCGAUGGAGCCUUGACUGCACAGGUUGGUUCAGAGGAAGUUUCAAUCACUUUUCACAAAACAAACAAACUAAAAACACUACAUUCUGGCAGAAUGGCUGUUAACGUUUGCCGUUUUUUUUUUUGUCCUUCAAUUUCCUACACAAAGCUCAUCUUGCUGCCUAAUUUUAUUCAGAAUUUGCUGCUGAUAUGACUGUAAAGUUCUCUCCACGGAAGCGCCGUAAUGCGUCGACGGUUUGUGCAGAUGCUGUGGGUUGCCCGUGCGCCAGUGCCGAGAGGGGGUUGGCGUGCCGUUGAGCGGCGUGCGAGAGCGGGGCGAGCUUCGGCGCGCGCAGCCCGUGCCGGGGCAGCGUGGAACCGCUUUUUGUGUUUAGUUCGUUGUCCUCCCCCCCCCCGUACCUCCCAUUUAGCACGGUUGUCUACGUACGGUGCGAAAGAAGUUGAACGUACGUACGAGAGGAGGGGCCGUCCCGCACGUCGAAUCGCGUCGCAUUUGUAACGUCGUCAACACUACGUGUCGCAACUGCACUUUUCUGUGUGUCGAGUAAUGCACAGUGUGUGUGAUGUUAGGAUGUAGGACACUGCAGAGCACUUGACUCCAAUGCUCUGCACAGUCGCUCGUGGGUUUUGUUAACGUUUAAUGAGUAUCAUUUCAAUUAUGCUUUUAUAUGAAAAAGUGAAAGGAUUUUAGCGAGGGCUGGGAGAGGUUGUCUGGUUCUGUACUUUUACGUUGGUAAAACUGACGCGCAAGUAAAACAAAAAUGCAAGGGGUCUCUGAGUAUGUGGAGAUCAGACAUUUGUACAUCUUCCAACAAACUGGUCAGAAAAAAAACAACUGUCUGGAUGAAGGCUGACCAGCACAAACAUGUGACCAUUUUCUUCGACUCGGAUUAACAUUUUAAGUAAUUUUUCAGUGUUUAAAAUUUUACAGUUGAUGCCGGUGCCCUGUCAGGACGUCAUUCCGUUGACAGAACGUGUAGUUGCAGUUGGGUUGCAUCACAACCUCGCUGUCUUUGUUCACUCGGACGUGUACCUCGGGCUGCUGCAGUAAUGUUCGGAGGGUGGGCCCGCUGGCCUCUGCAGUAACCCCCCCUUCCCCCCCCCGGUGCUUUUACCGCAGAAUAACAACGGCUGGUUCGUGCGUCGUGCGCUCGGUAACCUCGCUCGCAGCGAGAGGUUAUCGUGCGGAUCAAAGGACCACUGGUAUACAGUUAAAUAAUUUACUUUAAUUACAAUUAGUAACCACUUUUAUUUUUCUUGUCUCGUUUUACCCAGCAGUAUAUUGAUGCCGAAUUAUAUUAUUUGAAGCCUGUUAUAUCAAACUUAGGACAAUUCCGUUUUGUCACGAUUUUCCUGCAGUAUUUGAUUUGUCGAAGCACACUAUAUCUCGGGCGCGACGACACCACACGCCGCAUGCGCACUCGUAGGCGGCCUCGUUGGGUGCGUUGACAGUGCUAAUGUGCUGCAUGGUAUAGCCGCCUUUGUUUUAGGCAAGUGUGUUGAGCACACGCAUGGCUGCUCAUAUCCAUGCCUUUGUGAGUUGGCGGUGGCUUCUGGUGACUGUGUGUGUGUGUGCGUGGGUCGCUAGCGCAUUAUCUACUUCCCGCAAACAACCGCUGUUUGUGCAAAGCAAGUGGGGACUUGCAGCUUCACAGCUCGUCCCAAUUGGCCUAAACCUCAAGGAUGAAGCAAUUUUUACUGCGGUUAGAAGUUAGUGUUUGUCAGGCGGAGGGAAGUCGCAAAGAAAAUGUUUUUUUUGUUGCUGCUUGCUCAAAACCGCGAAGUACUGUGGCGCCUGCCGAAAUGCGGCAGUAUUUGUGGCGGUUAGAAGGGAAAAAGGUGGUUGUUCAAUUCACUCAUCUUGUUGCUGUUGUCCCAUUUGCCAUUUGACUGCGGUUAGUUUUUCUUGAGCUGAACACGAAUGGAUGAUUUUUUUGUUGUGUUUCCCCCCCUGUAAAUAAUGUGUACGUAAAAAAGUAGACCAGUUUGGUGCUGUUACAUUGUCUUGGUCCAUAUGAUAGUGGGCUCUUGCCGUUAUACUAAUUGUAAAGAUUACUCAGAAUGCUCACAUGACAUUAAAAAAUAAAUCUGUAGUUAAUAUAUUGUCAAAGCGACAGGCUUAAUAUUUAGUCGGUGAGUUUGUGAAUACUUAGCGAUUCAUUCAUACGCGCGCAGGUGUACACAAAUGCGAGCACGCGCACACACGCAUCAGCAAAGCAGCCAUCUGUGUAAAAGCCUGACGUUAAUUACGUGAGUGGUGUUAAUGUGCUUUCGACACAUCGCACGGUUACGGCAGUCGAGACCCCUACGUAAUGAGAUGCUCACAUUCGCUACAAGUACAAUCAUUCCGGUCUGUCGUCGGUCGCACGCUGUCGAGUUCCACAGUGUAGGAUUACCGUGCGGGUUUAGAACCGUUUAGACUCCCGUUCCCAUGACCAGCCAGGAUCUAUGAACGUGGCCUCUCUGCAACGAGGCCUGGAAAGCCGUGGCACGGGGCCAGCAUGCUGCAUGUGCAUUGCCAAUCCCUGGGCAGGGCAACUGUGUAAAUGCGUUUUUAUUUGUGAUUUGAUUCAUGUGUCGUGCCAAACUUUGAAGGAUUGGAAAGGACGAAUGGGAGUUCCUUAAUGUGCGGAUUUCUCGUCAGAACGCUGCGCUUUAUGAGCUCCUGUUUGUGUUUUUCACUUGAGGAACUUUUCGUUAUUUAUUUGUUGAUUUGCCGUUCUGCCGUCGUGAAAGAUCUUGGGGUUGUCGCACUGCUGAGCUCGGCAGUUCAUUCAAACUGGUUGGUUGUGGAAAGGUGAAUCCGCUUGUUCAUUAUGAAUGUGAUAUUUUAUUUUUUACAUAAUUAUUUAUUAUUUUACUAUAUUUUAUAUUGAAACUCUGGAAAAAGAGCCAAAAAAAUGUUCAAUUUAGAAAAGCUUAUGUUGAAUUAUAAACCACGUGGUAGGACUUGCUUGUGUAAGCUUCCUAUGCAUUUAGCGCUUUGCGUGUGAUAAAUCAACAGCUCGCUGUGCCGUAUAGUUUGAAAGCCGCUGUAAUUCCGAAUAUAUAAAGAUAAAUAUAUAUGUAAACAUAUUACAGUUCACAGGUAUAAAUAGCCCGCAUGCAUCGCGAGGCAUUCCCCUGGGGCAGAGGGAAAGGCUGUUUGUGGAGAUGUGUCCUUUGGCCGGCGAGUGCCAUGCAAGAGCGGUCAUUAAAUUUGCUCCAGUGCUGAUUUCCAACACAUGAGUGGGGGGGGGGGGGGUCCUUGGGGGGCAAGGCAGGUGAACCGGACAUUGCAUCUGAUCACCUGUUCUUUAGCCUUCGUCAUCCCAACGGGCAAGGCUCGUGUCACACGGAGGAGAGUUUUAAAGCCACGGCUCGUGGCAUGAGGACGCUGGCCACGCGAUGCCAUCAGCAUGGCCGGUGCCACCUGUGACCCAGCAGUGUCCGUCGACGAGGGGGUCGGGGCUCUGUUGACCUCCCCAGCAGCCUCGCUCCAGAACGCUUCUGCCGCUGCUUGCAGAGUUGUGGCCAUUUGCUUGCUGUGCUCCUAUUAUUCCGGGACACUUCCCCCCCCCCCCCCCAACCUUGCCCUCUGUUCAGAUCUUGCCAUGGGAAUGGCUUUUCUGUGUGUGGAGAGGACUUUGAAAACGACAUCUUUGAGGAUCGACAGCCGUGCGCGGGUGUUCUGUGAAAGUGUUUAUUUUUGAAUUGGAGACGCGGGGCCCCGUGGAAAAACAAUGCACGUUCGAGCGUGGUCAAUCUCACGGUCGCGACGUGCGUGUUGCUUUCUGUCACGAGCGGGGGGGGGGGGGGGCCCUCUUUGUGUAGUCAUCGGAGCCGAUGCAUAUUUAAAGAGAGCGACGGAGAAUGGGACUGCGACCGAGAGCGAGAGAGAGAAGCGUUGCCGCGUUUAGCUUCCCCUUCCUGCUCAGGCUGGGCAUGGCCUCUGUGUGCACACGCCUCGUUAUCUGUACGUGACAGUGUUAAAGAUGUACGUGUAAUCUAUCGUAUACAUGAAAUAAAAUACUUUUAAUCAA
Messenger RNA from Lethenteron reissneri (Far Eastern brook lamprey), 7197 nucleotides. Its product is annotated as amyloid beta precursor protein binding family B member 2-like. Gene Ontology annotation, biological process: regulation of DNA-templated transcription. Gene Ontology annotation, cellular component: nucleus; cytoplasm. The record is from RefSeq and is a predicted model, not a curated record. NCBI's taxonomy places the organism in Eukaryota, Metazoa, Chordata, Hyperoartia, Petromyzontiformes, Petromyzontidae. Gene Ontology annotation, molecular function: transcription factor binding; amyloid-beta binding.